AUGCCACGGCCACGGCCAUUCCCCUUUCAACAACAGGUCAGCUACAGUACUUCCAGAGAACGAGAGUUUUAUAAAUACCUACCGCCAUAUCAUUUGAAAUCACCGCUCCAGCAUGUCGCCGAAGACACUCCCUCGAACGAAUUCACCGCACGAUCAUCCACGGACCCUGUUUUAACCGCGUUCGCCCAGCUAGGGUGUUUGCGAGUGGACGCACAACGCGCGCUGAUCUCCCUUUUCGGUCGACACGAAGAGCACAUUCUGACCGAAGCCACUCGGACCCUGAGCCUACAAGAUGACACGGAUCACACGGCUCACGAUGAGCUUUGGGUUGGGAGCUGUACCAUGUCAUACGAUCGCAGCUUCUGUACAUCCUUCGUGCUCCCGCCAUCCGCUGAACCCCCCGCCGACCAGGUGAUGAUCGUACCCGACCUGGCGCAGGAUGAGCAUUUCAAGAGCCAUCCGGAUGUGACGGGCUAUCCGAACAUUCGAUUUAUGGCAUGCAGCCCUAUCAUCAGCCCCAAGGGCAUCGUGGUUGGAGCCUACACCGUCCUGGAUGAUAAACCGCGUGAAUCGCUGGACACGAACCUGCGCAAGUUCAUGUCGGUAAUGGCGAGCACGGUGAUGGAUUACCUGCAAGCGGCCAGGUCGAAAACCCAGCAUAUACGUUCCGAGCGAAUGAUUGUCGGACUGGGAAGCUUCCUCGAAGGUAAAGGCAGCCUGCGUCACUCGUGGCUUGAUGCCGCCGAGGAUCUCGGCUCCCCGGCACAAAAUUAUCAUUCUGAGGGGACCGUCAACCAGGAGCAGCAAGACAAACAAGUUUCGGAUGACUUGACCCGGACCAUUGGGCGAACUGGCGCCGUAAGGAAUUUGCCCACCCGUUCGGACGCUGAAACACCCCGACGUCGACGCGAGGAACGGCAAUCGCAGGGCUCAAAGGUCAUGAGAAAAGACCACGUUCGGGUUCAUUCCAUGCAGACCCUUCCGGAAUCGACCAUUGCAAACGGCAGCAAGCAAGCGGAUAAUCAACUGCCGGAGGAAAACCAGAAGAAGCAGGUGGAGCAGGCCUUCUCGCGCGCAGCAAACAUCAUUCGUGAAAGCAUUGAAGUCGAGGCGACGGUCUUUUUCGACGCCAAUUUCGGCUCACAAGGUGCUUUUGUGAACGAUGAAAGAUCCGAUUAUGAAAGUAGCGGCCAGGACAGUUACUCUUCGGCUUCAGGCGAUGAAUUCAAAGUUCAAGGACCGACCACCAGUCGCAGCUGCUACAGCGCCGCCAACUCCGAAGAAUCGGGUGAAGAGGCCUCGAAUCCAUGUGGAAUACUUGGCUUUUCCACUUCUAACGCAUCUAGCGUCAAUGAUCAAUUGACGGGCGAUAGAAAAAUCGCACUGUCCGAGUCAUUCCUAGGGGGUCUCUUGCGCCGCUAUCCCAAGGGCAAGAUUUUUAACUUCUCCGAAGACGGAUCGAUUUCGUCCAGUGACACUAGCGACAGCACUUUCAAGAACUUCCUGCAGCGCAGCGGUCAUCCAACCGGCCCCGGGAGCGGUUCCCGCAGGCGAGGCAAGAGGUAUAAGAGAACACGCAAAACCCUUCUACGCCACGAUGCCGAGACACUUCUACAACUCGCUCCCGAUUCUCGAAGUAUUAUAUUCUCGCCACUGUGGGACUCCCAUAAAGAACGAUGGUACUCCGCAAGCAUCGCAUGGACCAAAUCCCCUCAUCGCGUUUUCACAUCCGAUGACGAAUUGGCAUUCAUGUUUGCGUUCGGCAAUAGUGUCAUGGCAGAAGUGCACAGACUUGGUGCACUAUUUGCAGAGCGGGCAAAGACAAACCUGCUAGCAGACCUGCUCAAUAGCGGAGUUAUGAACAAUCUGCAGCGAGGGUUUGUUCACACGAUCUCAUCAUGUGCCUUCACGUUGCUAGGCUCGAUCAAUCAACUUCUGGAAUAUGCGAGUAUCAAAGACCUUCGCGAGAACUAUCCCACUUCUCAACUCCUAGGUAGCCUUGGUUAUAAGGCGCCAUCAGAUGGAAAGCUGAACUUAUGCCGGAAAGGUUUGCAAACUGGGAAGGAUGACGAGAAUUCGUAUGUCCAACUUGACAUAGUCAUCGAAGACGCAAUCGAAACCGUCUUUGCGGGCUAUUCCUUCUUCAAUGUCCCGCAGUCUCUUGAUGCGAUCAAUGACGGCUCACCGAGUGGACUUCGGGUCGUCCUUGAUAUCGACAGCUCUUCCGAUUGGAAAUUUUCAACCAGGCCUGGAGCCUGGCAUGUUAUCCUCACGAACCUUGCUGGAAAUGCUCUGAAAUAUACAAAAAGCGGCUUUAUUUACGUGUCCGUGAAAACAUGCCCAGUGAUUUUAGGAGAAAACGGUGAGGCCAUCAGGUCAAAGGUCACGCUGACUGUCAAAGACACUGGGUGUGGUAUCGGCCCGGAAUUCUUACACAACGGGCUUUUUAGCGCCUUUUCGCAGGAGAACAGUAUGGCAAUCGGCAAUGGUCUAGGUCUCAACAUAACUCAUCGGACGGUGUUGUCCCUUGGAGGCAGUAUUCAAAUCAAUUCCCAGAAGGGAGUUGGCACCGAAGCGAGCGUUUCCAUCGACCUCGAUCAUCUCUCUGAGUUGAUAUCUCACGAGACGCCGGACGCAUGGACAAGCUCGUCCUUUGAAGCAGCCAAAGACCUCGUCUCUGGGAAACAAAUCAGCCUCUUGGGAUUUGGACAGUCAGACUCGGACCUGGCUCUAUCCUCAUCUUUGCAACAGCUGUGCCAAGAGAGGUUCAGAAUGGACGUCUCUCAAGCCCAGCCGUCCGAGACGGAUCCCACUCAUUGUGAUCUCUACAUAUCGCCCUUGGAGUUUAUGCACAAGGGACAUUUGGAUAUCAAGUCUAUUGUAAACUCCACAAAUGAGCGGCUCUUGUUGCCGGUCAUCGUCAUUUGCCCAUCUCCAAGGAUAGCUCACUCGAUGUUUAUCGAGACCCAGAAGCGAGACGGUCCAGAUAUUGUUGAAUUCAUCAGUCAACCAUGCGGACCCCGCAAACUGGCAAAGGCUUUUGAAAUCCUCUCCGAGCGCCGACAGCGGCGACAGAGCUUGUUGGACGUCAACGAUGAUCUUCUGGUAGAACCAGCGCACAAUUCAGGGCCUCCAUAUCCCAGCGAACGUCCAAGGAGUCCACACAGUCAACUGGAUCAUCAAGUCGAGCCCGACCAUCCUCAUAUCCCGCUGACUGCCCUCAACGAUGACAACUACACAUCCCAGUCCCAGCAGACCGCAGCAACAAAGAUCCUCAUCGUGGAUGAUAAUGCUAUCAACGUCAGGGUUCUGGUCGAGUUCAUGAAGAAGUUGGGAUGCGAUAAUCAAACUGCAUCGAACGGAUUAGAGGCUUUGAACUUAUUUAAAGCAAAUGCGUCUUCAAUUGCCAUGAUCUUGAUGGAUAUUUCCAUGCCGGUCAUGGACGGCAUCGAGUCAGCCAGACGCAUCCGCGAGUUUGAGAGAAAAUCAGAAACCGAGAGCCAUGUCAAAAUCGUCGCCCUGACUGGCGUCGCGCAGACCGAGUUGCAACGCGAUGCGAUCGGAUCUGGCAUGGACAUGUUCUUGACGAAGCCCGUACGAAUGGAGAGCCUCGUCCCGUUAAUAGAGGACAGCGGAGUCAUUACUCGGGACUUGGUUCGAACGCGAGGGAAGAGAGAGGCGUAA
Messenger RNA from Penicillium cinerascens, 3684 nucleotides. RefSeq names its product hybrid sensor histidine kinase/response regulator. Gene Ontology annotation, molecular function: transferase activity, transferring phosphorus-containing groups. Gene Ontology annotation, biological process: phosphorylation; phosphorelay signal transduction system. Lineage: Eukaryota; Fungi; Ascomycota; Eurotiomycetes; Eurotiales; Aspergillaceae. The record is from RefSeq and is a predicted model, not a curated record. The transcript has 4 exons. The coding region runs from base 1 to 3684 and encodes 1227 amino acids.